AGAAUGGUAAUUUAGAAUACCUAUGAAUUUAUGAAUAAUUAAGCGAUGGCGUGUGUUACGAGCAAAAGUCUUCAUUCACAAGCCUUCCUCUCUGAAGAAUCCAUUUAUCUUCUUGCUCGUCUACGGUUCCUCCUUAUCCUUUCAUCUUGUCGGUCUUUACAACCAUCCAUUCCGUGCUUGAAAUUCAUACAUUAGAUUCUAGAAUUCCGGGAUUGAGAAUCUGGCGGGAAUUUUACCGGAUCGAGGUGUGAUCGCCGAUUUUUAGCGAACUAUUCGGAGACUCCUGUGACGAAUUUCGGUCGUGAUUCGGCCUAAUUUUCGUAUCUAUAAAAGGACACGAGAUGGGGUCUUUGCAAGGACCAGUUGUUUGCCCUACUUUUCGUGCGAAGCAAGCAGGAUUUUGUUCUCUGCCAAUUAAGCGUUCUUUGAUGGCUUUUAGUUUUCGAAGAGGUGAAUUUUGGGGAUUUACAGGGAUCAACGGUUUGAAUGCUAAGUUUCCAGCUAUUUCUCGCAAAGGUUGUGCUAGAAAAUGCACGACAGUGCGUUGCAGCUUCAGUUCAUCAUCUGACGACAAUGGAAGUACAGCAGAGAACUUCAACGAGAAGGACGAAGAGUACGUUGAAUCGAGUGUGGUUGAGGCUGUUGAGGUGAAAAGUGGUGCGGAUGGUUUCAUGAUUAAAAUGAGGGAUGGUAGGCACUUAAGGUGUGUUCACAACAACCCUCACGGUGGGCAUCUGCCUGAUUAUGCUCCACAUCCCGCAAUUGUGUUGAAGAUGGAAGAUGGAACUGGUCUUCUUCUUCCCAUAAUCGUGUUGGAAAUGCCAAGCGUUCUGCUCAUGGCUGCUGUGCGCAAUGUUCCAAUUGCCAGGCCAACCAUGUAUCAAGUGGUGAAAGAGAUGAUUGACAAGAUGGGUUAUGAAGUCAAACUUGUAAGGGUUACCAAGAGAGUGCAUGAGGCAUAUUUUGCUCAGUUAUACCUCUCAAAGAUUGGUUGUGACACUGACUGCCUCAGCUUUGAUCUUCGACCUUCGGAUGCUAUAAACAUUGCAGUCCGAUGCAAGGUCCCAAUUCAAGUGAACAAGUACCUUGCAUACAGUGACGGUAUGCGAGUUGUUGAAACUGGGAAGCUGUCAACCCAGACCCCUGCUACGGACGGUUUACUAUUCACCGAACUGGAUAGGCCCAGUGGUCAGCCUUGUGUGGAAGCCAAAGAAUUUGAUUUGGUGAGGAAUAUGCUGAUUGCUGCUGUUGAAGAGCGCUACAGAGAUGCUGCUCAGUGGAGGGACAAGCUCAAUCUGCUUAGGGCUAGGAAGAAUUUGGCAUAAGAGUUGCUCCUGGAGAAAGCAUACCUGUACAUAGAACGAAAUUGUUCGUGGCCGAGGCCUGGCUUGCGUCGGGAAUCUAUUGCGUCUUGCCUCUUCUACUUGCAUUAUGUAUUUAGCAACUCUGUGAAUAUAGGUUUAUAUCUCUCUCUCUCUCUCUAUAUAUAUAUAUAUAUAUAUCUAUCUUGUAGAUAGGACAUGGUGGAGUCGGGUCGUCAAGAUGUGUUCUUGGUGAAAUGCAUGACAUAACCAAUUCCUUUGAUGCUUCACAAUCACAAUGAUAAAUUUAGCAGUGAACAACAUUGCUGCUGCUUAUAUCUUACUGGCUGGCUUAUGGUCUUUGAUGA
Cucurbita pepo subsp. pepo (vegetable marrow) is the source of this 1669-nucleotide messenger RNA. The record is from RefSeq and is a predicted model, not a curated record. Lineage: Eukaryota; Viridiplantae; Streptophyta; Magnoliopsida; Cucurbitales; Cucurbitaceae.